AUGGCUUACAAUGCCGGACCGCCGCAGGGUGGUGCUCCCUACCAGCAGUAUCCGUCCCAGCAAAACCCACCAUACCCGUCCCAGCCGGCCCCGCAGUAUCCGUCCCAGCCGGCCCCGCAGUACCCGUCCCAGGCUGCCCCGCCGUACCCGUCCCAGGCUGCCCCGCCGUACCCGUCCCAGGCUGCCCCGCAGUACCCGUCCCAGGCUGCCCCGCAGCACCCGUCCCAGGCCACCCCGCCGUAUCUGGACCCCACCGCCUCGUCGGCGCCGCCUCAGAUCGACGGCUACAGGGACAUCGGCUUCGACGGAGGGUUCGUUCGACCGCCGGCCGAUCCGAUGCCGUCCGCGCCUCCGGCCGACCAGCCGCGCAUAGCCUUCACGCAGGAUCCGCUGACCCGGGACGAGGUCAAGGACGCGCUGGCCGCCUUCGUGGCCCAGCACUGCUGCUACGGCAGCGCUCCUAUCAAAGACAUGCAGAUCAGGAACGUCGCGCCCACCUUCACGUUCAAGGUUCUCACUCCGCAUACGAGGUCGCACCCCAUUGAACUCGGAGCCGACCAGGAGCGCGGCGCUGCCGUCGAGAACGACGCGGGAGAGCGGCGGCGGCCGUCUCCACCUCGGGUGACCGCACCGGCGACGAGCGGCACACGGCCGGCGCACUAG
Molecule: messenger RNA, 663 nt
Organism: Amphibalanus amphitrite
Lineage: Eukaryota; Metazoa; Arthropoda; Thecostraca; Balanomorpha; Balanidae
Product: vegetative cell wall protein gp1-like
Exons: 3
Coding region: 1-663 (220 amino acids)
Source: RefSeq, a predicted model, not a curated record